This is a messenger RNA of Conger conger (European conger), 1201 nucleotides long. RefSeq lists its product as uncharacterized. The coding region runs from base 151 to 873 and encodes 240 amino acids. Lineage: Eukaryota; Metazoa; Chordata; Actinopteri; Anguilliformes; Congridae. The record is from RefSeq and is a predicted model, not a curated record. The transcript is spliced from 2 exons.
GCAGACCCAGGGGUGGGGGAGAGGGACGUUACGUACCUCUGCAGUGGUCUGAUUGGGCCAGGCAUGUAAAAAAACAGGAGAUACACACAAGCAUAUGCAGACUUCCCUCACUGGACUGCCACAGUCCUGUGCUAAAGACGCCACAAACACAUGGAAACAAUGAAGGACGUCACUGCUGCGCUAUUAGGCUCCAAGCAAAUGGAAGCCAGUGUUGUUGGAGCUGUGUUCUGGGAUCCUCGGGCUGGCCUGAAGAGCUACCUGCUGUUGAAGUACCUGCAGGUUCUGGUUCUUCCUGGAGGGAAUGAGGCACUGGUGACUCUGGGGGCCCUGGCCAGCCUAUACACGGCCGUGCUCCUGCGCUCCCCCCGUGUGUCUCGCAAAGCCUCCACCGUGCUGCUGGGCCAGCUGGCCUGGGCGGACGGCCUGGUGGCAGCGCGCUGGGGCCUCGGUAUGCUGGGUUGGGCUGUGGAGGACCGUGGGGCCCUGGCCAAACUGGGGAGUGGCCUCUCCAUUUCCCAUCAGCAUGCUAGUCUGCUCUUCCUCAGCUACCUCAGCCUGGAGGCCCUCCUGGUGACCUGGUGGCCCGGAGAGUCCCGCAGGCUCCGGACAGUCCACAGUGCCCGUCUGGCAUGUGCCCUAGUGUGGACGGCUGUGAUGGUUGAGCUGCUAGUGCUCCAGGCUGCUGGGCUUGGCCAGGACCUGCUCCCUCAGGGACUUCUUCUGGGGCUAGUGCAUCAGGGCUGCCUGCGGAUAGCUCCCUUCAUCUGUGUCUUCUCUCACUGCCUGAGGGGGGCGCUGUGGCUGGCUAAUGCAGGGGUGUACUAUACACUCUUCCACUGCACUCCUCAGCGAAGGAAGAGUUGCUUCCAUUAGUUAGUUGCUUACCAACUACUGACAAACACAACUUGGCUGCUGUGGACUUCUUUUGUUUAUUUUAAUAUUCAUAACUUAUCAUGAACUAUUUAUUGCAGUUUAUAUACCGAGCCUUCUGUUCUUUGAAAUGUAAACAGUGGAAUUAGGGGCUCAAAGAAAACCACCUUGCUGGUGAUGAAAAAUCAAAGACUAAACUGAUAAACAAAGUGUCAGCAAUGUUACUCUGCACUGUGCAUUGUUUAAAUUAUUCAUAUUUAACUUUAAUGCUUUUUAGCUGGUGCAAAACAGGCAAUAAUUUGUGUUCAUGUUCGAAAUGUCUGCUUCGCCA